Messenger RNA from Cuscuta epithymum, 1587 nucleotides. Lineage: Eukaryota; Viridiplantae; Streptophyta; Magnoliopsida; Solanales; Convolvulaceae. The record is from the annotation of a GenBank genome assembly.
GUCAGCACUGUAUCUCACCUUUUUUGUGUUGUAUAUAUACAUCAGAUCACAUCUAAUUUCUCUUCAAUACAGCAACAAUUUAUACACAUAUUCCAUAGCUAAGAAUUAACAGAGAAGAACAGCAUGAGUUUCACAGAAGAGCAGGAAGCUUUGGUGGUCAAGUCUUGGGAAUCAAUGAAGAAGGACGCCGGAGAUUGGAGUCUCAAAUUGUUCUUGAAGAUAUUUGAAAUUGCACCAUCAACUAAGGAGUUGUUCUCUUUUCUGAGGGAUGCCGGAGAUGUCCCACUAGAUCAAAAUGCAAAACUUAAAGCCCACGCCAAAACUGUCUUCGUUAUGACAUGUGAAGCAGCGGUGAAGCUGAGAAAAGAGGGAAAAGUAGUGGUAAGGGAAUCCACCUUAAGAAGGUUAGGGGACACUCAUUUCAAGUAUGGCAUUGUGGAUGCACAUUUUGAGGUGACUAGGUAUGCAUUACUGGAAACCAUAAAAACUGCCAUACCAGAAAUGUGGUCUGCAGAAAUGAGUGAUGCAUGGGGCGUGGCAUAUGACCACUUAGUUGAGGCUAUCAAGGCUGAGAUGAAACCUUGAUUUACUAAAUAAUAUUUUUGAAGGAUGUCUACUUGUGGCUUCAUUAUAAAGACUAAUACUAUUAGUAUCUUCAUCAUAACAAUGCAUGAGAGCGUAGUAACUAAAAUAUUUCUAUUUACUUUUACAUAUAUGUAUGAUGGUUUAUAUCACUAUCUUCUACCGCUAAAAUUAUUAUCAAAUGCAAUUUGAGUUUGACUUUCAUCUGUGUUUUACAUCACAAACUUGACUUUCAAAUGUUCUUAAAUAGUGGAUUUGAAUAAAACAUUAUCUUAAGUUGCAUGAUAUUUGUUCUAGAGUGUUGAGUGUCGGUAUUUCAUGCUUGUAAUUUUGUGUUGCUGGGAGCGCCCCUCAUAAAUUUGAUUAUUCAAAUAUUAGAUACCGGUGGUCAAACACGACUUUAAUCACAAAAACACGGGAUUGGCAAGGAAAUUUGGCACGGAUUACCGAUUUUUCGUGCCAAAUAGCUCGUACCAAAGUUUUUUGGCACGGAUUUGGCAUAAUCUCUGCCAAAAUCCAUGUCAAUCCCGUGUAUUUUUGGUAGUGAAUAUAUGAUCAAUGAUAAUCUUAUUGAAAAGUAUGUGGUCAUGCAAAUGCAUAUUUUUUUUAAAUAAGUUUUAAAGUGUGUUUUGAGUAAUAGAAGUAUUGGUGGGAAUAAAGAGUGUAAGAGUUGGGCACUACAAAAUAUUUUUAUGUUGAAUGUCGUCAACAAAUCAAAGGCUUAAACCCGAAAAGUUGGGUAAGUUGUACUAUGCGACUUUUGAUUAAGUAAAAUAGUAUUAGUUGAGUUAAGAAUAUGAAACCGGUAAGAAGGUCCCAGCUAUGAUGUUAGAUAUUCUUUUGAAAGAUAUCGUGUAGAUUUCUUGAACAAUUUAUUAUUUGCAAUUGAUAUCUAAAGAGCAUAAUAAAGAGGCUGUGUGAAAAAAAAGGAUUCCGAGUUAGAAUUUAUGCUUCUUUGUUUAGUCUAAGUUAGUCUUAUAUACAACCCCAUAUAAUUUAUUACCA